Lodderomyces theae is the source of this 555-nucleotide messenger RNA. Its product is annotated as Arf family GTPase. Gene Ontology annotation, cellular component: cytoplasm; microtubule cytoskeleton. The transcript has a single exon. The record is from RefSeq and is a predicted model, not a curated record. Gene Ontology annotation, molecular function: GTP binding; GTPase activity. Gene Ontology annotation, biological process: protein folding. The coding region runs from base 1 to 555 and encodes 184 amino acids. NCBI's taxonomy places the organism in Eukaryota, Fungi, Ascomycota, Pichiomycetes, Serinales, Debaryomycetaceae.
AUGGGGCUCCUAACAAUAAUUAGAAACCAGAAACGGAAAGAUAAAGAGAUACGAAUGUUAGUUUUAGGACUAGAUAAUUCAGGCAAGACAACAAUUGUCAAGAAUAUGUUCCAAGAGGAUGUGGAUGGUAUAUCACCAACCAUGGGAUUUCAAAUCCAGUCACUAUCUUACCGAGAUUAUACAAUAAACAUGUGGGAUAUUGGAGGACAAACCAGUUUGAGAGCAUUUUGGAGUAAUUAUUUUGACAAGACUGAUGUUGUAUUGUGGGUUAUCGACGGUGUUAGUGUAGAGCGAGUCCAAGAGUCGUAUCAAGAGUUGCAUGACAAGAUUAUUGAACAGGAUAGGUUAGUGGGGGUGUAUUUGGUGAUUGCAAUCAACAAGAUUGAUUUAGUUGCCAAGAGUGAGUUAAAACAGUUGAAGGAUAAGGUGAGUAAGCUUUUACUGUUGGAAGAGGUUAUUCCUGAGCGAGAUCAUUGGAAUAUUGAGUUGGUUAGUGGUAAGACUGGGGACGGGAUAGAGCAAGUGUUGCAGUGGGUGAUUACAAGAGAGUACUGA